Molecule: messenger RNA, 2486 nt
Organism: Pogona vitticeps (central bearded dragon)
Lineage: Eukaryota; Metazoa; Chordata; Lepidosauria; Squamata; Agamidae
Source: RefSeq, a predicted model, not a curated record
CCCUCUGGGUUACUUUAUUCCAGAACAUGGCUGUUAACGUGUACUCCACUUCGGUGACCAGCGAUAACUUGAGUCGACAUGAUAUGCUUGCCUGGAUCAAUGAGUCGUUAGGGUUGAACCUGACCAAGAUAGAGCAGCUUUGCUCAGGUGCUGCUUAUUGUCAGUUUAUGGACAUGCUCUUUCCUGGUUCUGUAACGCUCAAGAAAGUGAAAUUCCAAGCAAAGUUGGAACAUGAAUACAUUCAAAAUUUCAAGGUUCUACAAGCAGGUUUUAAGAGGAUGGGUGUGGAUAAAAUAAUUCCUGUGGACAAACUAGUGAAAGGAAAAUUCCAAGAUAACUUUGAAUUUGUUCAGUGGUUCAAAAAAUUCUUUGAUGCGAACUAUGAUGGGAAGGACUAUGACCCCGUGGCAGCUCGGCAAGGCCAGGAGACAGUGCCAGCACCUCCUCUGGUCGUACCCAUGCUGAAUAAACCUAAGAAAAACCUUGGUUCUGGUGGCACAGAUCACAGUUUUGUAGGCGCUUCAGAGCUGAAGGAUGCACGAGCAGACGCUACUACGUCCCUAAAUAGAACUGCUGUGAUUGCUCCGGCGAGGCCAAUGGUUGCGCAGAGGACAGCGGUGGCUAAUAAAACCGGACCGGGCAUGGUUAAAAAGGCUCCUGCAGGAAUUGGAGAGGAUGAGUCUGCUGAAUUGAUCCAGCAGAUCAAUGUGUUAAAAAUGACUGUUGAAGAUUUGGAGAAGGAAAGAGACUUCUACUUUGGGAAGCUGCGGAACAUUGAGCUGAUUUGCCAGGAGAACGAAGGCGAGAGUGACCCCGUCCUCCAAAGGAUCGUCGAGAUUCUUUAUGCCACGGAUGAAGGUUUUGUCAUACCAGAUGAAGGAGCACCUCCAGAGGAGCAAGAGGAGUAUUAAUGGUUCACCAACUGUACCAGCAGAGGAGCAGCAGCAGAGUCAGAAUUCCGAAAUCAGAAUUCUUUGCCCCAAUCAUGUGCUUAUCUGUACAAUACUCCAUUUUAUUCUUAGAGGACUCACUGGUUUCUUUUCAUAAGUAAAAAAAAGUACCUCUUCAAGUGCACUUUGCGUAAGUUUUACUACUUUCCCCCUUCCAUUGGGUUUUAUUUGAGAGCUCUUUUCUUCCUCUUGCCACAGAGCAGUAUUAACAUCUUGGUGUCAUUUGGGAGCAAGAGGUUGAAUAUGUGGAGUUUGCGAUGUUGUUUUGUUGCUGGUGAGGCACAGGUUAGUGGAGAGUUUGCUGUACGUACCUUGUUGGGGGGCGUCUGGGAAGGGAGUGUGUAGUGGAGCUAUUUCAGGUUUGACUUUUCUGCCGGAAGGAUGAGCAGAUGUGAAAUGUGUUCUGCAAUUAAAGCGAUGCCUUAAAGGGGGCUUAAAAUGUGCUUCCAGAUGCCAAAUUAGAAGUCAUGUAGUGGGAGAUGUUUCGUGCUCUGAAGCAGGGUUAGGAGCGUCUGGCUUUCUUGUUUUGGAAGGAAUUGCUUGGCCCCUCCACUCAUUGAGGGCUCUGAAGGAAGCUGUUAAAAAGCCUGAUAGCUAUGUAAGCCUGCCUGCUUGGCCAUUAGCUUUCAUAGGGGGAAAGGCCUUGUUCUCUGGGGCAAGGCCACUGCGAGUAUGACUCGCUCUCGGUCUUCUUGUACUGGGCAAAAGCAGGUACUAUCUUCCAAAGCAAUGAGGCUAUCACUUGGAAAUUCUUCACCCAAAUCACUGCUUGCAUCUCGCCACCCCCACCCCAGCCUCCUCUUGCCUUUCUCUCUUUGAUCCAUUGACUUUUGUGGGUCCUUCUGUCCUCCUCUGCACCCCUUCUUUCCCUUCCUCUCCCAAGCCUGCUAGCUAAACUCUGGUGGAUAUCUGCUGGUUUGUUUGUUCACAGCGCUACCCUGGGAGUCCAGCCCUCGUCUCCAGGCUGUGUCCCCAUUGUGUGUCCUUCUAGAGUUAGCCUUCCACACUUAGCCUUUGCCGGUGCUCUUUGACCUGUGAAUGACAUGGAUCGGUAUGCCAAGGUUGCAGAAGAUGCCCUUGCUCCUAUGGAUUUUGGUUAUGACAGUAUUCCAUGCUUGACCCUCUCCCUCUUGUGGGGAGCCAACCCCUCACUUCCCCCCCCAUCUGAUUGCUGCUCUUUGGGAGGGCCUCCCCGAGAUGCUGCCCACAGCCACAGCGACGAUUAAGCCUCUGAGAUUGGUGUGCUCUUGUUUGUUUGCUUCCGGUGGUUAUGUGUCCUUAGUGUGUGUAGAAAGCAAAGCAUUUUAUGGUUACUGUUGUGUAGUGCAUGAAUCCCUAUGAAAGUUCAGAGGAAGACCCACGUUUCGACAAACGCCAAAAAAAGCAAGCCAUUAUUUAAAACAUCAGAGGUGCUAUUUCUCUUGUGGCCUUCUACAGCCUUGUUGCCCUAAACCAUAUUUCACCCAGACUCCUCUUGACAGGGUUUUUUUCUACUUUUAAACAGUUUCUAAAUAAAGUUCUGUUAUUUCAAGAUUC